Messenger RNA from Bombina bombina (fire-bellied toad), 3845 nucleotides. It is a transcript of the gene UTP4, whose product is annotated as UTP4 small subunit processome component. Bases 14 to 2074 code for a protein of 686 amino acids. The record is from RefSeq and is a predicted model, not a curated record. Gene Ontology annotation, biological process: maturation of SSU-rRNA from tricistronic rRNA transcript (SSU-rRNA, 5.8S rRNA, LSU-rRNA). Gene Ontology annotation, molecular function: RNA binding; protein binding. NCBI's taxonomy places the organism in Eukaryota, Metazoa, Chordata, Amphibia, Anura, Bombinatoridae. The transcript has 17 exons. Gene Ontology annotation, cellular component: small-subunit processome; 90S preribosome; t-UTP complex.
UCCACGUGAAGACAUGGGGGAGUUUAAGGUUCACCUAGUGCGGUUCUUUGACUAUGUCCCAUCUGGAGUACGGUGCUUAGCCUUUUCUCCACAGACAGACAGACUUGCUGUUGCUCGAAAUGAUGGCUCAGUUGAGGUGUUCAACUUUUCAGCCAACUACUAUCAGGAAAAGGUAAUACCUGGAGAUGAGAAUAGAUCAACAGAGUCUAUUUGCUGGGCAGCUGGGGAUCGUCUGUUUACAGCUGGUCUUAAUGGUGAGAUCAUAGAAUAUGACUUGGAGAAGUUACGCGUCAAAUACACCUUGGAUGCUUUUGGUGGCCCCAUCUGGUGUAUUGCAGCUAAUGCUAAUGGCUCUCAGAUUGCAGUGAGUUGUGAAGAUGGCUCUGUGAAGUUAUUUACUGUAACCCCUGGGCGAAUAGAGUUUGAAAAGAAUUUGGAUCGACAGAAAGGUCGCAUUCUCAGCCUCUCUUGGCAUCCCUCCGGUUCUCACAUUGUAACUGGAUCUGUAAAUGUUAUUCGUGUUUUCAGUGUUUCAUCUGGUCAUCUUCUGCAAGUCAUAAGGCUUAAUCGGAAAUCAGCAGCUGCAAAGAAGAGCGACUGUGUUGUGUGGGGUAUUGCUGUGCUGUCAAGUGGAGAAAUUGUCAGUGUGGAUUCAUCUGGGAAACUACAAUUCUGGGAUCUAGAAAAGGGGACACUCAUCCGAACACUCUCUGUCACAAACGGUGACCUUCUUUCCCUUGCUGUAUCCCAGACAGAGGACAGCAUGGUAGUGGGCACUGCUAAUGGCCUCAUCUACCAGUUUCAGCUUUUGUCAGAUCGUGAGGGUGAGAAGCAGAAGAACUGGGUGCUCACUAAACCAUUCCGGCAUCACACUCAUGACGUUAGAUCUGUGGCCCACAGUAGCACUGCACUUAUAUCUGGCGGUGUUGAUGGCCAUGUGGUAGCACGCCCAUUAAUGGAAAAAGUCCAGACAAAAUCUUAUGAAGCUGCUCUGCGUAAAAUCACAUAUCCACACCGUCACCUGGUAUCCUGCGCACAAGCGGCUCGCAUGCUUCUAUUCCAGUUUCCUGAACACCUGGAGCUAUGGCGAUUGGGGAGCAGUGAAGAGUCAGGUAGUGACGGUGACAUCCUCACAGUGACAAAAAAACAGGAGUUCCUUUUGCAGCUAAAGAGAAAGGGCUCAGAGAUUAUCCGUUGCAGUUGUGUGUCUCGUUGUGGAUCCUGGAUUUCUUACGCCACUGCUUCCCGUCUUUAUCUUCACCGCCUGCACUAUGAAAAUGACAGUCUAAGCAUUAAAAGGGUUCCGAAGCUUCCACAGAUUCCAUCUCCAGCCCUGCAGCUCCUGUUUUCUCCAGAUUCAAUGAGGCUAUAUGUGGGCUCAGAAGCAGGCUCUGUGCAUGUUUUGGAGUUAUCAGAGGGCAUCUGCCAGUACAGCCACACCCUGCAGCCACCGUCAGGUUCAACACAGGCCAUACAUCUCAUGGCUGCCAGUGUCAACGGGAGCUUUUUAGCAGCAGCUUCUCCUGAUUCUCAAAUUGAUGUAUAUAAUGUGAAAGACCUAAAGCAUGAGUGCUCUGUACCUCGGUAUAAUUCUCCACCCACUGCAAUCAGCAUUCAUCCAUCUACAAACAACCUGGUAAUGGCUUAUGCAGACCAGCAGUUGCUGGAAUUCAGUGUUGCUCAUAGGCAGUACACAGAAUGGAGCCGAAGGGUGCUCCGUCAGGGUUUUCAUUGUGAUUGGCUGGAACGAGACACCCCUAUUACAGGAAUAUCUUUUAACCCUGUAAAACCUGAGAGCAUCCUGGUGCAAGACACCUACAUGUUUUGUGUUGUAGAUAAAUCUUUGCCAUUUCCAGAUGAUAAGACGCCGCUGUUUAACCAGAAGGCACUAAAGCAGCUAUCCAAAAGUGCAAGGAAAAGCCAGGAGCAUGCUUUCAAGAUCACCAAAAAGUACCAGCCUUUACUAUUCAUGGAUGUUCUUGAUGAUGGAGAACUUGUCUUAGUGGAGCGGCCUCUGACUGAUAUCGUGGCUCAGCUGCCACCUCCCAUGAAACAGAAGAAAUUUGGAACAUAAAUACCCUUUGAAGCACCUCUCACCCCUAAUAAAACUGUUCAGAUUCCCUACUCUUUUAUAUUUAUGCUAGUGCUGCAGGAUCUUGACUGUAGUUUUUUUUGGAAAGAGUUUGUUUAUACCCUAGUGCCUUGAUCUGCAUUCGGAAAGGAAUUUGGAUUACAUCCAUGUCUUGCAUGAUGGGGUGUGCAGUGAUUUGCAUCAUCCUGGUGAUUCAGCAAUAUGUCCAGCAGAGGGAGGGUUAAUAGGUUUUUUUCUGUUCAUUUACUUUGUGAAAUUGUGAAUUCAGCCCGGUCUUCCUACCCAAAAUGAUUUGCUUAAUAUGAAAUAAGGCAGAAGACCUUAAAAGGAAAAUGGAACCAAAGUAGCCGUCUAAGGUGUAGCUAAGUGGGUUAAACGGGCACAUUUUGGCGCUUUUGGCUUCUAUCUACUGGAUUCCAUCAAGGAUAUAUUCAUGCUGGCUCCUACUUAAGUGAACUGGAGUAGAAGUGAACUUUCAAACACUGGCUCACGUUGAAUACAUCUGUCUGUAAUGUAAUUAAUGGGUAUUUGAAGCCUGUAAAGGAACAUUGGCCCUUCAUUUUUCACAUGCUUUUGUACUGUAUUAGUAUAAUUCUCCUUCACCACAUGAGCGUCUUAUUUUGAGUGUAUUGUGAAAUAGUCAAUUGCAAGUGUUUUCCAGCCUUAUAGAGUUGAAUAGGAGCAUAUUUCCAUAGCUCUCUGUUAUGUCUAAGGGGAUUCUCCGUGUGACAGGCUUUGCCCAACAUUGGUGGCCUUAAUAACGAGUAAACAUUGAAUCGAGUGUGCAACAUAGUCCUGGAGAAUCCCCUUAAACAUAAUGAAGAGUUACGGAAGCACACUUUUGUUCAAGUCUAUGGGGUAGGCUAUACGUCAUCUGAUUGGCAAAUGCUCAAUGUAAAAAACAAUGUUCAAAACCAGGGCACAGCUGCAAAAUUAAAGGGACAUUCCAGUUAAAAUUUAAAAGCAUAUAGAUGAAUUACAUCUUUGAAUAGAAACAUAAUUGCAAUAUAGAUGUAUUAACAAAAAUUAUUCUAGAAAAGUUUAUCACUGUUUUAGUGUUAGCAUUUUUCUCUGCACGUGCAUGUGAGGCAUAACUAGAUAUUCUCAGUGCACCAGCAUUUUAAAUUCUGCAGCUGCUCAGAGCAUCAUUGGGGCUUGUAUCAUGCAAUUAACAAACUGAGUCACAACCAGAUGGUAAAAGCACCUUAGGCUCUCUGAGCAAGUGCUGUGUGUAAAAUGCUGGUGCACGGUGCAUACUUAAAUACACUAUUGAAACCGCUAUAGCUUUUAUAAGAAGCAUUUUUGCUAAUGCAUGUAUAUUACAUAAAUGCUUCUAUUCAAAACUGAAAUACAUCCAUGUGGAUUCCAAUAGUGGCUGGAAUGUCCCUUUAAGUUAUGUUUUAAGUGUAAUUAAUUUUCUAUCUGGCAUUUGAAGGAAUAUGCCUUAUACAUAUAAAAAGUUUGUUAUUAAACGUGACAUACAGUUGUGAAGUCUAGAACACUUUUUUUUUACUGGCAGUGUGCAACUUUAUCUCAUAUUAUUUUUUUAAAAAAGUUUUUGUUUGUUUUUCCAGCCAGCCACAUCAAAUAUCUGCACGUUGAUGCUGCAGUAUAUUAUUUAUAUAUUUUUUUCCUUUUCAUAAUUAGAGAAUAUUAUUUAAUAAUCCUAUAGUUUGGUUUUGCAGACUAAUUGGUUGGAAUUGGAAAAAACAUCAGAUUUGAAGGGACAUUAAACUGCUUUGCACAGCUACUA